UUAUCUAAGUUCAGAACUUAUCAAUGACAUUAAAUUUAUUGUUCACUUUUUGGGAGUCAUAAUACUCGUCAGUUCCUUCGUAAGUAGUGUCGUCAAAAUGAAAUAUAUAUAACAUAGUUUAUCAAAAAAUUCACUUAUCUUAUUUCUAAUAUAGAAGUAAAUAUAUAUACAUCUAUAUAUUUCUGAAUAUUAUAUAUUCUGAUGCAAUAUUAGAAAUUUCGAUAAUGCAGUUGUGUUAAUCACCAACAUAACCUCAAUAUUAGUGCAAGCAGUAAUUGCACACGUGAUGCGUCGUAGAAAUCUUGUUAUGAUAAUCAAUAACUAUUAAUAUUUGUAAAUGUAAUACAUAUAUGCAGAGAAUGUUAUAAUAUAUUUAAUAUUUAGCAACGAAAUUUUCGACGAUUAAGAAUAGUAAAAUUGUGAAGUUAUUGACUUUAGUUUUGGUGAAACCUAUUAGCAAAAAUGUCUUCACCAUUUACUUGUAUCACAUGCCGUGUAGUAUUUAGAGAUUUAGAAAUACAAAGACAACAUUACAAAUCAGAUUGGCAUAGAUACAAUUUAAAGAGAAAAGUUGCUGAAUUACCUCCUGUAUCUGUGGAAGAAUUUCAAAUGAGAGUGAUUGCGCAAAGAACCAAAGAUGACAAAGAAAGAGAAGAGGAACUGAUAAGUUGUAAAAUGUGCAAAAAGAAUUUCAGUACAAGAAAUCAAUAUGAAAAUCAUUUAUUAUCAAAGAAACACAAGGAGAAAUAUGCAAAACAAAAUGUUCCUUUUGAAAAUGAAAGUAAUGAUGCUGGUCCAGCAUUUGACUCUGUAAUUAAGAAAAAUGAAGAAGUUUCCGUGAAACAAUUGACAGAAGAUAUGGAAAUAAAUUCUGAUAUUGAAUCUGUAAAUUCUGACGAAUGGAUUGAAGAUAGUGAAAAUCCAGUUACAAAUAACAAUUGCUUAUUUUGUAAUCAUCAUAGCAGAUCAUUAGUGCGUAAUUUAAAACAUAUGACAAUUGCACAUUCAUUUUUUAUACCAGAUCACGAAUAUUGCAUGGAUAUUAAGGGCUUACUUGUAUAUCUCGGAGAAAAAAUUUUUGCUGGAUACAUGUGCAUUUGGUGUAAUGAUUCUGGAAGAUCUUUUCAAAGUGCUGAGGCUGCUAGGGCUCAUAUGAUUGAUAAAGGUCAUUGUAAAAUGUUGCAUGAAGGAAAUGCAUUAGCAGAAUAUGCAGAAUUUUAUGAUUAUUCAUCCAGUUAUCCUGAUGCAGAAAUUGGUGAUCCAGAAGCUGAAGUUGAAAUACCAGAAUUAGAUGACAGUAAUUACCAAUUAAUAUUACCAUCAGGAAAUGUUAUUGGUCAUAGAUCUCUAAUGAGAUAUUAUAAGCAGAACUUAAAUCCAAAUAGAGCAGUUGCAGUAUCAAAGAGUACAAAAUUGCGUAAAAUAUUGUCACAAUACAGAGCUUUAGGAUGGCCAGAAACACAGAAAGAGGCUGCUAUAAAGAAAGCUAGAGAUAUUAAAUAUAUGCAAAGAAUACAAGCAAAAUAUUCUACGCAAUUGCAGUUUAAGGCAAAUAAGUUGCAAAAACAUUUUAGGCCUCAAGUGAAUUUUUAAGCUUCUCUAAUGUGUAUAAAUAUUGUGCAAGACUGUAUUCUUUUUUAAAUUAAGUCUUAAAUUAAGCCGUUCUUAAUUAAGUUUAAUGUAAAAUUUUAUUAUUAGACAUGCUUCUUGCAUUACAUAUUGAUACAUUUAUUACUAAAAUAAAACCGUACUUAAUCCAAA
Molecule: messenger RNA, 1761 nt
Organism: Frieseomelitta varia
Lineage: Eukaryota; Metazoa; Arthropoda; Insecta; Hymenoptera; Apidae
Product: zinc finger protein 622
Exons: 2
Coding region: 463-1593 (376 amino acids)
Biological process (GO): ribosomal large subunit biogenesis
Cellular component (GO): preribosome, large subunit precursor
Molecular function (GO): zinc ion binding; nucleic acid binding
Source: RefSeq, a predicted model, not a curated record